Messenger RNA from Penicillium paradoxum, 1191 nucleotides. RefSeq lists its product as uncharacterized. Gene Ontology annotation, cellular component: mitochondrion. Bases 1 to 1191 code for a protein of 396 amino acids. The transcript is spliced from 2 exons. The record is from RefSeq and is a predicted model, not a curated record. Gene Ontology annotation, biological process: mitochondrial respiratory chain complex I assembly; biosynthetic process. Lineage: Eukaryota; Fungi; Ascomycota; Eurotiomycetes; Eurotiales; Aspergillaceae.
AUGUCUUUCCUCGGGCCAAGGAGCCCUUUCCAGGCAAGCAGAGCCUGCCGAUUCAAUAUUCGAACCGUUCAAUCACAAAAACGACACUUCAGCAGGACACCAUUUGCUGCGGCAUCGCUGACCGCGGAAGAGGUCCAAGGCGCUCACAAAUACUGUGUUGCUUUACUCUCGAGGUUUCUCACUAUCAGAAAGUAUGACCGACCCUCCUACACACUGAGCACCUUCAUCCCGCGACAUGCCCAAUCAUUCUAUAUAGCGCUGCGCGCAUUAAAUGUCUCCCUCUCCAUGAUCCCCGACACAACUUCUUCUCCCACAAUCGGACUGAUGCGACUCCAAUUCUGGCGCGACGCCGUAACGAAAAUCCUGGCCGGAACACCACCAAAAGAACCCGUUGCUAUUUUGCUUGCAUCCGCCAUCUCCGAGCUCCAUGAACGUACGCAGGGCCGCGCGCGGAUAAGCAAGGGCUGGUUGACUCGUAUAAUUAACUCGCGAGAGCAAACCUUAACCAACGAUCCAUACCCAAAUAUCGCGGCGCUCGAGUCCUACUCCGAGAACACAUACUCGACGCUCAUGUACCUCACUCUAUCUGCGUUGCCCAUGGCUUCGGUAACUGCCGACCAUGUUGCAUCCCAUAUUGGAAAGGCAGUGGGAAUUACAGCUGUGUUGCGUGGAUUGCCGUUUGUUGCAUUCCCCGCACCGGCUGCUCAGGCACCCCCUGGCGGGGCUGCGAACGCCAUUGGUGGGGGUACGAAGCAGGGCGCUGUGAUGCUGCCUCUGGAUGUUAUGGCACAGGCAGGCGUGAAGGAGGAGGAUGUCCUCCGGUACGGAGCUCAAGCCGAGGGCCUCCGGGAUGCGGUCUUCACCGUUGCGACGCGCGCAAGUGAUCAUUUAAUCACCGUGCAGCAGAUGUUGAGUAAUCUGAAGGCGGGAGAGGAUGUUGGCCAUGACUUCGAGCAUGAGGGCGAAGAGGGACAUGAAUACGAUGUCUCUUCGAGUGCUCGAAGCGGCGAGUCGCCUCUUGAUGAGAUCAACCGGGCGUUUGGUGUCUUCCUGCCGGCGGUUGGCACACGUUUGUGGUUGGAUCGCUUGGAAAAGCAAGACUUUGAUAUUUUCAGCCCGGAGUUACUUAAAUCAGACUGGCGACUUCCGUGGAAGGCCUACUCGGCUUAUCGACGGAGGUCUCUUGACUGA